AAAAUGGCGUUCUUACCUUCAAAGGUACAUCAUGCUAGCCAAAGAGAAGGAGCAGCCAAAAAGCAUUCUCCUCAAAAUCUUCACUGAGAACAUCAAGAACUGUGCCUGUUCCGUAACUAUAACAGUGACAAAUUCCGACACGGCAAAUGACACUAUCAACAUGUUACUAACAAUGCUGGGAAUAACCGGCUCUGAGAAAGACUUCCAGCUGUGGGUGAGUUCUGGCAAGGAAAAACUUCCACUAACUGGUAAGUGUCAGGGAAAAUCUAAGAUGGGAUUGAUUAGGUUCAAAAUUGUAACUCAAAGUUUCAAAGUAAUGGUUGUUCUUUCUUAAGCUUCAAAAUCCUUAAAAGUGAAAAUCACAUGUUAUAUUCCCUCACAUGUUUAUUAAAUAAUUACCAGGUACUGUUUCCCAGGCAUUGAUAACAUCUCUUCAUUCAGCAGCUAUGAUUUAGUGAGGGAGAGAAAUGUAAAUUUUUGUUUCUAC
Messenger RNA from Canis lupus familiaris (dog), 487 nucleotides. Its product is annotated as rho GTPase-activating protein 20-like. The coding region runs from base 32 to 334 and encodes 100 amino acids. The transcript is spliced from 4 exons. Gene Ontology annotation, molecular function: GTPase activator activity. Lineage: Eukaryota; Metazoa; Chordata; Mammalia; Carnivora; Canidae. Gene Ontology annotation, biological process: signal transduction. The record is from RefSeq and is a predicted model, not a curated record.